GGAUGUAUAAAUUUGAUGACCGUUCCUGACUCCGAAGAAUAUCAGGUAUAUAAAAUGUUUUUAAAUAAAUCACAGGGCAGGGUAAUGUUGAGUAACAGUUCAUAACAAAGACAAACAUCCGGAGCAACACACAAACCAGAAUUGUCUUAAGAACAUGGACCCAAUCAACAGUGAUGAUGAGCCACUUCUCAGUCCGAACGAAAAGCGAUUUGUCAUCUUUCCCAUUCAGUAUCCAGAAAUGUGGAAAAUGUACAAACAAGCACAGGCCUCAUUCUGGACAGUUGAAGAGGUAGAUUUAUCAAAGGAUCAGGCCAACUGGGAAACACUGAACUCCGAUGAGAAAAAAUUUAUAUCUCACGUCUUGGCUUUCUUUGCAGCAAGUGAUGGCAUCGUCAAUGAGAACUUGGUGCAGAGGUUCAGUCAGGAGGUGCAGGUUCCAGAGGCACGCUUUUUCUAUGGCUUCCAGAUCUUCAUUGAGAAUGUGCACUCAGAGAUGUACAGCCUGCUGAUUAACACAUACAUCAAGGACCUAAAGGAGAGAGACUUUUUAUUUAAUGCCAUUGAAACCUUGCCUUGUGUGAAACGAAAAGCUGACUGGGCUUUGCAGUGGAUCUCUGACACCAACUCCACAUUUGGGGAGAGAUUAGUAGCAUUUGCAGCUGUUGAGGGAAUCUUUUUCUCAGGAUCAUUUGCUGCCAUCUUCUGGUUGAAGAAAAGAGGUCUGAUGCCUGGACUCACCUACUCCAAUGAGCUCAUCAGCAGAGAUGAGGGUUUGCACUGUAAUUUUGCCUGCCUUAUAUACAGCCAUUUGGUGAAAAAGCCAUCAGCUGACAGAGUGAAGGAUAUUAUCAUGAAUGCAGUUAGCAUUGAACAGGAAUUUCUGACUGAGGCUUUACCAGUUGACCUCAUUGGGAUUAACAGCUCUUUGAUGAAGCAAUAUAUCACAUUUGUGGCUGACCGCUUGUUAACUGACUUGGGAAUACCUAAAAUAUAUAAGGCAGAAAACCCAUUCGAUUUCAUGGAGUUCAUCUCCCUUGAAGGAAAAACCAACUUCUUUGAGAAACGUGUGGCCGAGUACCAACGGUUUGGAGUGAUGACAAAUGGAACGGACUCUGAAUUCACUCUUGAUGCAGAUUUUUAAUGCUUUAUACUGAAAGAACUGAUUUUAUAUUUAUCUCUGGCUCCGAACCAGCACUCAAAUUGCCUUGGUGGAAAACGAACAUAAUUCCUUUCUACUAGAAAGAAUCUACCUGAGGAAAAUAAAAGUAUUUUACAGAGUAUGGUACAAAGAUUUUCCUAUGAAAAUUAACAAAUCUGUAGCUUCUUUUGUAUACUUUCUGGCAUCUAAAUUAUUUUUUAUUAAUUAUUAAAAAAACCCUGUAUGUAAUAGUUUUCUAAUGAAACAGUAAUUAUAUUUAUAUUAUUAAUUUGUUAUUUUAUUUUUAAGAAAACUGACACCCCACCUCACCUCGGUAUGAUGUUUAAAACGAUGAUUAUCAGUGUUACAUGAAAAUAAUGCACAUGUAAACACCAGUUAAUGUUCACAGAACAAAUACUGUUCUUGUUAACUUGUUUUGAAAGGUGUUAUUUAUGGUAUUGUUCCAUUGUAUUCAGCAAAGGUUUGCAAAAUUUACAAUAAAGAUUUAUAGAAAAUCUUUGAUCAUAAA
Messenger RNA from Tachysurus fulvidraco (yellow catfish), 1667 nucleotides. It is a transcript of the gene rrm2b, whose product is annotated as ribonucleotide reductase M2 b. Gene Ontology annotation, biological process: deoxyribonucleotide biosynthetic process. Bases 155 to 1141 code for a protein of 328 amino acids. Gene Ontology annotation, cellular component: cytosol. The transcript is spliced from 9 exons. Gene Ontology annotation, molecular function: ribonucleoside-diphosphate reductase activity, thioredoxin disulfide as acceptor. The record is from RefSeq and is a predicted model, not a curated record. NCBI's taxonomy places the organism in Eukaryota, Metazoa, Chordata, Actinopteri, Siluriformes, Bagridae.